AUGCCUUCCCCUAAGGUUUUCAUCACCGGCGCUACUGGGUAUAUCGGUGGUGACUUUCUCUACGUAGUUGCCAAUGCCCACCCUGACUGGCAACUAUCAGCUCUUAUCCGCAACAAGGAUAAGGAGAUACAGGUCAAGUCGCAGUAUCCCAACGUCCGGGUAGUGAAUGGAGACUUAGACUCUACCGACGUCAUCGAAAAUGAAGUCAAGGAAGUCGAUAUCGUCCUCCACUUUGCCAACUGUGAUCACGUUGCUUCGGCCACCGCAAUAGCGAAAGGCGCUCAGCAGCAUCGCCCCGAGCGCCCAGUGUGGAUCAUUCACACCUCGGGCACCAGCGUCCUAUCCAUUGAAGAUCAGCGCGCGUGUUCAUACGGCAUUGAUCGGGCCCAAGAGUACAAUGAUUGGGACGGUGUAAGAGAGCUGGUCAAUCUGCCUGCCGAUGCCGUCCACCGCAACGUCGACGAAAUCAUCCUCGCGGCCAGCAAGUGCAACCAGGCCUCCGUAAAAACGGCCAUUGUGUGCCCGCCCACCAUCUAUGGCCCCGGCCGUGGACCAGGCAACCAGAAGAGUAUACAAGCGUACCUUCUUGCCGCCGCGGUGCUGAAGCGGGGAAGGGGGUUUCUCGUUGGCGCGGGCGAGAAUAUCUGGCACCAGGUGCACAUCCAGGAUUUGAGCAGCAUAUACAUGGUGUUAGCCGAAUCCGCCGCUGCCGGUGGUGGGAAGGCUACUUGGAACGAAGAAGGUUACUAUCUAGCGGAGGAUGGGCCUUUCGUUUGGGGUGAUGUGCAACGCGCCGUUGCCAAGGAGGCGUUUGAUAUGAAGCUGAUUCCUUCGCCUGAGGUUGAACAGUUGACGGAUGCUGCCCACCUUACUAACAUAUUUCCAGCGGCCAUUGGUGCGUGGGGAUCAAACUCGCGUGGAUAUGCCAUCCGGGCACGGAAGCUGUUUGAUUGGGAUCCCAAGCAGCCGAAGCUGAUUGAGUUAAUCCGGAGCAUUGUUGAGAUUGAAGCGAAGGACAUGGGCUUACUCCCGCAAUGA
Aspergillus versicolor CBS 583.65 is the source of this 1038-nucleotide messenger RNA. Its product is annotated as NAD-dependent epimerase/dehydratase family protein. The record is from RefSeq and is a predicted model, not a curated record. Lineage: Eukaryota; Fungi; Ascomycota; Eurotiomycetes; Eurotiales; Aspergillaceae. The transcript has 3 exons. The coding region runs from base 1 to 1038 and encodes 345 amino acids.